AUCACAGGCGCGCGACGUCACUCUAGCUCGGGCGUGAUUUAUCUGAACUUUCCAAAAAAAGUAUUGGGCUCUGGACAGAAUUACAUCCUCCCAUCCUCCCUUACCUAAUCCAGACUAGCUUUGUCUCAUCACUCGGCUCGAGGUGCUGCUUCUGUGAACUUCAGUCCUCUGUCCUCUGUGUGGCUCGUGCGCGUCCGUCGAGAGAACCAACUCUGAACCCUUUUCGCCUGUUAUUAGGAGAGAGAAAACAACAGUAACCAUGGAAGCCAUCAAGAAGAAAAUGCAAAUGUUGAAACUGGAUAAGGAGAAUGCUAUUGAUCGGGCAGAGCAAGCAGAAGGAGACAAAAAGGGGGCAGAGGACAAAUGCAAACAGCUGGAAGAAGAGUUGCUGGCCCUGCAGAAGAAGCUGAAGGGAGUGGAGGAUGAGUUGGAUAAAUACUCAGAGUCACUGAAGGAUGCCCAGGAGAAGCUGGAGCAGGCUGAGAAGAAGGCCACAGACGCAGAGGCAGAGGUGGCUUCCCUAAACAGACGUAUCCAGCUGGUAGAGGAGGAGUUGGACAGGGCCCAGGAGAGACUGGCCACUGCGCUGCAGAAGCUGGAGGAGGCCGAGAAGGCUGCAGACGAGAGCGAGAGAGGAAUGAAGGUGAUAGAGAACAGGGCGUCAAAGGACGAGGAGAAGAUGGAGAUCCAGGAGAUGCAGCUAAAGGAGGCCAAGCACAUUGCUGAGGAGGCCGACAGGAAGUACGAGGAGGUGGCCCGUAAGCUGGUGAUCCUUGAGGGUGACCUUGAGCGCUCUGAGGAGCGUGCUGAGGUGGCUGAGGCUAAAUCUGGUGAUCUUGAGGAAGAGUUGAAAAAUGUCACCAACAACUUGAAGUCUCUGGAGGCCCAGGCUGAGAAGUACUCACAAAAGGAGGACAAAUAUGAAGAGGAAAUCAAAGUUCUUACCGACAAGCUUAAAGAGGCUGAGACCCGUGCUGAGUUUGCAGAGAGGUCUGUGGCUAAGCUGGAGAAAACCAUUGAUGAUUUGGAAGAGAAACUGGCUACGGCUAAAGAAGAGAACCUAGACAUGCACCAAACGCUGGACCAAACCCUCCUGGAGCUCAACAAUCUAUAAAGAGAGCUCUGUCUGUCGUGGCCCAUGAACAAGAGGCCUAAAACACAAAGCUUUCAUAAUGCUCAUUGAUACACACUUGACCAAAUCCUUUAGUUGACUUGCCCCUUUGGGAACAGGACAGUCUUCACUUGGCUUUAAUAGUAGUAAAGGCUUACGAACAAGGCAUUCCGUUUAGUUAAUGAGGGUCUCUUGCACACAUGCUAGUUAAUGGCAAACGCAUGCUGGCUACAGAAGUUAACAUGGUUCAGUAUAACAGCAGAACAGCAUAGAGUUGAAUGCUAUCGAGGUUGCUGUUUGUAUUUAGCAUGUGAUUCAAGUCUUAAAGUUGACAUCUCUUUUCUAAUCUGACCUCUGAGGCCUCCUUGAAGUGAAAUUGCAUUUGCUUUACUCUUUAAGCUCUGUUACCUCAAACUCUUAUUUUUUUUAAUCCAAAAUAUAAAGUUUUUGUAAACCUUCAAAACAAAUAAAUGGUAAACAUAUUCUUUACGUACUGUUUGGUAAGAUGUGCCACUCAUUGUUUUAAUUAAUAGAGUAUAGUAUUUGAGUAGAACUGACCCAAACAGGGAAAAAGACUAGCGUUCACAUUUUAAUAUUUGGACUAUUUAGGAUAGCAGUUUGUUAAAUCUACGUCUAGGUUAGUUUUCUAUGGUUCAAAAUGACUAGCAAAGGUAUCAAAUAAUGUAAUACAAACUAAAUACAAUAGGGACAUUUAAUUUCGCCACAGGAUUCUUUUGACAAAGUUUUUGAAUUUUCUAAAUUGUUGUAGUGACCUUUUGGGGGUUUGGAAAGUAGUCUUUAAUAUUAGAGAUUUUGGUAUUCUAAUCAUGAUGAUGUGGUACCUCAUGUAUUCUAAUCAUGAUGAUGUGGUACCUCAUGUAUUCUAAUCAUGAUGAUGUGGUACCUCAUGUAUUCUAAUCACUUGCCUUUUUUUUUUUCCUUGACAAAGAUUUGAGAAUGCCCAUAGUUGUUAGAAUCUGAAACAUCUCUUAAUUUUUUGAAACACCCUCUCAAUAAUUGUCCGGGUUUAACUGUUACAUGGUUGUUCCACGAAACGAGUCUCUUUUUGAGUAGUGUAACUACUUGCUCAACCAGGGCUGGCCCUGUGCUCAACCCAAUGUUUCCCCCCACAAAACACCACAAAAUGGCCAGAAAGAGUAGAACCAGCUCACUUGCUUUUUACACUGAUUUGAUUAUUAGAUGUUAAAUUUUUCUUUUUUGGGUGGGGGAUAUUAAAUAUUUGCCAUAUUAAAACAAAAGUUCAGUUCAGGUUACAGGAUUGACCUUAAAAUGAGGGACAUGUUUAAGUGUUACCUUGCAAUGACUCACAAAUCACAUGAAAUAGAUAAUCUUCCAAAUUGACAUUGUCAAAACAGCCAAAUUUACUUUUGAGGUUAAGUGAGUUCAAAUCUGAGAAGUCUGAUUGCAGAGGGACAUGUCAAAAUGCUGAAUGUUGGCACUAACUCUUUUAUUGAUAUAUUUAAAAAAAAAUAUCAUGUAUUGAAUUGUCCAUGUCUAUAUUAAAUGGCACUUCAUUUAAUAUGGCAGGCUUUUAAAAUCCAAUAUUGGUGCAACAUUUCUACUUCAAAUAUCAAAGGGACUCAUUUUGUGGAACUACCCUACAGCUGUUAACUUGUUUGGUUGAUUUCAAGCUCAUGUAAUAUCUUAAUGCACCUGUGUCAAUACUUCAGUCUAGUCAGAAUGCUUAUCGGUCUGAAGGUUUUAAUUGGAUGGAAUUAUUCAAUAUUCUGGAGGUAUUAAAAUAAUUGUAUUAAGGUUUAUUACUCAUGUAUGUAUCCUAUGCAAUGAAUCAACUGUAUAAGCUCUUAAGAUGAUUAAAAAUGGCCAGCAAAAUAAAUGGUUGUUUU
Messenger RNA from Oncorhynchus mykiss (rainbow trout), 2979 nucleotides. RefSeq names its product tropomyosin 2 (beta) (gene tpm2). NCBI's taxonomy places the organism in Eukaryota, Metazoa, Chordata, Actinopteri, Salmoniformes, Salmonidae. The record is from RefSeq and is a predicted model, not a curated record.